AUGAUUUUCUCACGAACUACUGCGCUUUUUGCGCUGGCAUCAGGGGUUUACGCCCAGUCGCAAUAUACUUCUACUGGAACGGCUGCUGUAGCCAAGGCAGCUGCCACCGCGCUAACUCUAUCCCCUACAUCAAGCGUUGCCGGUUUAACUUUCGAUCGCUUUGUUCAAAUUUGGCUAGAGAACGAAAAUUAUAGUGCGGCCAUCAAGAACACAAAUCUCGCCUAUCUUGCGUCUCUAGGCAUAACACUCACAAAUUAUUUUGCCAUCACCCAUCCCUCUCAGCCUAACUAUGUGGCCGCUGUUGGUGGUAGUACCUUCGGGAUCGCUGACGACAAUACGCACUAUAUCUCUUCGAGCACCAAGACAAUUGUUGAUCUCCUGGAAGACGCUGGCGUCAGCUGGAGUUUGUAUCAAGAGGAUAUGCCUUAUUCUGGCUUCGAGGCAAAUUAUGUCAACCAAAAAACCGGUGCAAAUGACUACAUGCGAAAGCACAACCCCCUGAUGAGCUACAACUCGGUUACAUCGAAUACCGACCGUCUUGCUAAAUCGAAGAACUUCACCAUGUUCUAUGAAGACCUAGACAACAACAAGCUGCCUCAAUGGAUGUUCAUCACACCCAACAUGACCAACGAUGGCCAUGAUAGUUCGCUCGCCACAGCUGGAACUUGGUCUCGUAACUUUUUGACCCCUCUGCUCUCCAACGAGAGCUUCAACACUGAUCGCACCUUGAUAAUCCUUACAUUUGACGAGGGGUUGACCACCGGGACGAACCAAGUUUAUGCUGUCCUUUUGGGUGGCGCGGUCUCAAGCGCGAAGGUUGGUACCACGGACGGCACCGCAUAUAAUCACUAUAGUCUGUUGAAGACUGUGGAGACCAAUUGGAACCUGGGAAGCCUUGGAGAAAACGAUGUGGAUGCCACUGCAUUCUUCUAG
This is a messenger RNA of Penicillium canariense, 933 nucleotides long. RefSeq lists its product as uncharacterized. The record is from RefSeq and is a predicted model, not a curated record. Gene Ontology annotation, molecular function: hydrolase activity, acting on ester bonds. The transcript is spliced from 5 exons. Lineage: Eukaryota; Fungi; Ascomycota; Eurotiomycetes; Eurotiales; Aspergillaceae. The coding region runs from base 1 to 933 and encodes 310 amino acids. Gene Ontology annotation, biological process: phospholipid catabolic process.